Molecule: messenger RNA, 1980 nt
Organism: Drosophila willistoni
Lineage: Eukaryota; Metazoa; Arthropoda; Insecta; Diptera; Drosophilidae
Gene: CAH13
Product: receptor-type tyrosine-protein phosphatase zeta
Exons: 1
Coding region: 169-1773 (534 amino acids)
Cellular component (GO): cytoplasm
Molecular function (GO): carbonate dehydratase activity; zinc ion binding
Source: RefSeq, a predicted model, not a curated record
UCGUACAACAUUUGAUUCAUAUCGACACUAGCAGUUAUAAUAGAAACAACGAAAAAAAAAAAUCGAAGUGAGAGAAAGGCAGAAUCUUUUGUAAUCCUUUCUUAAGGACUGUUUUUUUUUAUCCCAAUUGUAUUUUGCGGUAUAUUUUGUAUAAAUGUUUUCAUCAAAAUGUUUGAUACAACGCUUGGUACUGUAUUAGGCUUUUUGGUACGAAUGAUAUGGCUGAUAGUUAGCCAGAUUCUUGGGCAAUUAAUACAACAUCCCUUAAUUGCCACGGGAUUGGCCAUCUUUGUGGGCAUAAUCAGUCAAACGGAUCUAGUGGAGAAGCUAAAGGAGACCUACGAGAAAGCAAUAAAUUGGCUGCAUGGUAAUAGCAAAUAUAAAUGUUAUCCCCCGUAUGAUUAUAGCAUUGGUCAAGGACCACACACCUGGCUGGAGGAUGCUGGCUAUCAGAGUCCUGUUAAUAUCGAAGAAAGUCAAAUUCAACGUCUGGCUAUACGUGAGUUACUCAAUUGGAAUCAUUAUGAUGAUCUACCGGCCAGCAUUCAGCUGGAGAAUACUGGGCAAACUUUAGUGCUUCGUGCCCAAUUCCAUGGGAAUGCUCCGACCAUAAGUGGAGCCGAUUUGUUGGCCAGCUACACAUUUGUGGAGAUGCGUUUCCGUUGGGGCUGGUGCAACAGCGAGGGCUCGGAGCAUACACUGAAUCAUAGAAAAUUUCCGUUGGAAAUGCAGGUUAUGCAUCGCGCCGGUUCCGGGCAACCAAGAGCUUGUACUAGCAGCUACGAUCUCCUGAUGAUUGCCUAUGUUUUUGAGUUAUCGGCACACAAUCCCUUCUUGGAUCCACUUAUACAAAAUUUGCGGCUGGUCCAACAACCCGGAAAACGUGUCUAUAUUCCCCCAUUUCCCCUGUCCUACUUGAUGUAUGCCUUUCGGGCAGGAUUCUAUUCUUAUGGAGGUUCAUUGACACAACCGCCUUGCUAUCAGGGCACUGAAUGGUUCAUUUUUCCCGAAUCCCUGGCAAUAAGUGAUUUCCAGUUGCGACAUUUUCGACAAUUGUUGAGUACCGAUGGCAUUACACCAAUUACAAGAAACUCACGACCUGUCCAACAUUUGGGUAAUCGUGUGAUUAAUUUAAAUUGCUUUUGUCCCUACGAUGCCAAUCAGCUGGCAAGGAUGCAUGUGGAACUAUGCCAACAACAGCAGCAGAAACUGGAGGAAGAGCAGCAGCAGCAGCAGGAACAACAACAGCAGGAGCAUCGUCGUCAACAACAACUACAACAACAACAACAACAGCAGCAGCAGCAGCAACAACAACAUCAACAACAGGAGAGUGAGCAGCAACAACAUUUUGUGGAGAAGCCUCCCUUGGCAACAACUGCAGCAGUAGCAUUUGAAGAUGAAGGUCGUUUGAUAGAGACCAUAGACACUACCACUAUAAUCAGCAGCUCCAAUACCAGCAUCUGCAUGACCACUCUGAUGCGUAAGCAGUCGGAGGAAGUCCAUGACCAGGCAAUACACAAUCAACAACAGGAACAACCGCAAAACCAAAACCAAAACUGUUGUCGUAUCAUAUUCACUGGUGGUUCUAUGGAUACGAAUAAUAAUACGAACAAAUGUGGCCUUCAACGAGACCAAAGUGACGACAUUGAAAUUACAGUCGGCGGAGGAGAAGGAACUGUGGGAGGUCUCAGAUCCCAAAGCAGCUGUGAUGCUCUCUAUGGUGUGGGCGAUGGCGUCAAUGUGGGGAGUGUUCGUGUUGAAUUGAUUGAAUAAGAAGACGCAAAACUAAACUUACACAAGAAGAGGGAGACAAGGAAUAUCUGGAUUGGAGUGGUGGAAGAAAAAGAGGUCUCUUGUUGUUCAAUAUGUUUCCCGCAGCAAGCAGCAUAUAAAAUAAUGAUAAAAACAUCGAACCGUAUACGGGUUCUUGUCCAACAAGAACUUUCUUUUUUGCUGCAUAAAUUAAACAUAUUGCAUUAA